Alternaria arbusti is the source of this 2145-nucleotide messenger RNA. RefSeq lists its product as uncharacterized. The record is from RefSeq and is a predicted model, not a curated record. The transcript has a single exon. Bases 1 to 2145 code for a protein of 714 amino acids. Gene Ontology annotation, molecular function: metal ion binding. Lineage: Eukaryota; Fungi; Ascomycota; Dothideomycetes; Pleosporales; Pleosporaceae.
AUGGACGAGACCGGAUCUCGACAGCCCCGACAGUCAGAAAUGACGCCCUCGAAUGCGCGUACGAUAACUAAGGAUCUACCAGUCAAGUUGGCCUCGCUUGACCAAGCGCUGCAGCCAUUUCGCCAUUCCUAUACCCACACGGAUCGAAUUCUCGAUGUAUUUGGUUUGGUCCUCCAACGCGUGUACGAUUGUCGCGAGAAGUCUCCGGAUGCGCUGCCAUCAACAGAGUACCAACAGCACAUCCAUGCCCCAUGGAUUCAAACUUUACAGUGGCUUCGCGAUCCCGAAGCCUUUCGCUAUGCUGACCCGGAAUCACUGCAAGUAGCGCAGCUGAUGGCCAAGCAAGACCCAGUCCGCAUCUGGUUCGAGCUAGACUCGCAUGUUCGACAAGAUAUCUUCGGUGGCAAUCCAUACGACGUUGUGAUAGAUCUCGGGCUAGGGUACACCAAAGUCAAAAGGGGACUGAAGUGGCUGGUUGACUGCGCUACUCUCAGUUUGUCAGAAGAAUCUCAGUGGUCGAAGGAGAAAGAUACUGCGAUGGCAAAUUUGACGGCUGUCGCAACCUGCGGGCCGGUCUACGGUCUAGCGGAGUCGAAUUCUUCUCUCGAUUAUUCCCACGAACUUUUCGGCCCCGGAGGCGUACUGUGGUCGGUAAUGGAGGUCUUCACCCGCGAACCGGGUAACUUUAGCGGUAUUGUGGGUAUACUGGAUAUGGUCAUGCAGCAGACUUUCAACGUUGCCCUCCUUUUCAGGUACUCUUAUGAGCACGAUGAUCGUUCGAGCAAUCAGAAACCGGCAUACAAAUGGUAUGCAAUGGGCCUAGAGGAAGCGCGGACGAAGUACAUAUACUCUGUGGAAUGUCAAGAUCCUCAAGCACUGAUGCCAUAUCAUGUUCGAGAUGGCCUAAAGAACAUCGACUUCAUUGGGCUUUGGGACACUAUAUGGGAGAAGGCAUACGAUAUGAGUCUUAAUUUCGAUUCCGAUCCACUAGAUCUGGAGUUCAACAUGUCCCUUUGGGUUGUGGGACAAAUGAGGCUUCCAUCCUCCGAUCCUAGACCCUGGAUACCGCUCGCCAACGUGGCUCUUAUCACCGAAAGGCGGUGUAAGGAGUAUGAGAUGAGCAGAGAAGGCGGUCUGAAUAUCGCGCCAGUUGACCUCUAUACACCUGCAGGAGAUUUUCAUAUACCAAAUUUCGCCAACAAAAUAGACGUAGAAGCUAUACUACGCAGCCGAGGACCGCGAUUCUCGUCGACAGGGCGGGGUCAUCGCUUCUAUGAUGAGGAUGACGACUCGGACACAUUCGAUGCAGAUGACGAAGAACACGAAUUCCCAGGUUUCACCGUCGACGAUACCGCCAGCGUCGAACCUUACGGCCCUACAAUUUCUCUCAUUGAUCUUGCUACUGACGCAACAACAAUCCCCGAGGAUCAAUGCUGUACAAUCUGUAUGGAAGAUCAUGUCGAUGGUACUAGACGCUCGGAAACUGUGAAGCUCAAUACGUGCGGACAUCUGUUCCACUACGACUGCAUCUUCGAAUGGCUCAACGGGACGUCUUCCAAUAGCAACCUUUGCCCGGAAUGCCGUAUUCAGUUCAGCGAGCAGCGUAGACCGGUACGACCAAUUCAACCGGCAUCAGUGUCGUCCUCAGAAUCUGGUGAUACGUGGGUUGUGUCCAGCGACGAGUUUGAAGAUGAAGAAGAGCGAAGCCUUGAGCCGAUUUCCCAGCAAAAUCGAGCUGAUGGCGAUGCCGUGAACGAGACGGAAGAGACCUCAGCUCACGGAGAUACACCAGCUCAGCCUGCCACGACGGGAGAAUCAGCUUUGGAAUACAUGACCCUUCCGCAGAGAUUCAUAGUGUACGAAGGCGAUGCGAACCUGGGGGAUAAUGAUGAGGAAGAGGACAACGACCACGAAGACCUCAACGACUCUCACAACACCUCCUCUUCUUCUACUUCAUCCCCAGAUGCCGGACUCAGCGAUCCGCAAGAAAACGUAUCCGUUCCCGCAAAUACUAGGCGGCAGAACCGUAUUCUUAGCAUUGAUUACAGUGCGAUUUGGGACGGACACGCAUUCUCAGACGAACCAAAUGACGAGGAUGAAGAAGGGUUUGGCGAAUGGAUGGACGAUCAUGACAGGUUGACCUAG